AUGGAGUCCAUCAAGAUACCAACGACCCAUGGGACCCUCAACACGGGGAUCUACCGGCCGAGCACCAGCACCCCCACAACCUCCGCCAUCCUUUUCAUGCACGUCAUGUCAGGCAGCUGGGAAAUGUUCAAGCCUCUACUGGCUAACCCAUCUGCCCUCACCCAGCCCUCCUCUCCCUCGUUGUCUAGCGGAGUCCUGCUGCACCUGGGAAUAACCGACGUCCUCAUCUACGGGUGUAGCCUGGGCGGGCACGUCGCCAUGGACCUGGCCAUGCAGCUCGCCGACCCGGGCAGCCACAUCCACAGCAGCACUGACGGCAGGACCAAGGCCCUUGAGGGCCUCAACAAAGACCCGGCCGACAACCUGGCCGGCACGCCGCAGCCCUUCACCGACGCCGAGCUGGACGCCCUCGUGCGCCACGGCUACGGCGCCGGGCCCGACGAGGACGAAGGCCACCCGUGGAUGCGUGCCAGGGCCGCCAUGGUCGGUAGCGUGCUCACCGGCGGUAGCGGGGGCCGUGGAGGCACUCGCGACCACCGGGCAUUCCUAAUCACUCCGGGAGGAGUUCCUGUGGCGGUUGUGAAUGGCGCCGCGGAUGUAUUCUGUAAGCUGGACGUAUUCGACACGCUCGACUAUAGGAACCUGUGGCGGGGGCGGGUGAGCCGGCUCGAGGAUUCUGGUCACUGUCCGUGCUGGGACCAGCAGGUGGUGUUUGCUUUGCUGUUGGGCCCAGCGAACCCCGGCCGCGGCGCCAAAACAAGCACCGACCAGACAGACAUCCUAAUUUACAUCAUACCAGUUCAGGCCGGUUCCCUUUUCUUGAUGCUGUUCAAUUAG
Molecule: messenger RNA, 837 nt
Organism: Diaporthe amygdali
Lineage: Eukaryota; Fungi; Ascomycota; Sordariomycetes; Diaporthales; Diaporthaceae
Exons: 4
Coding region: 1-837 (278 amino acids)
Source: RefSeq, a predicted model, not a curated record